This is a messenger RNA of Vigna radiata var. radiata (mung bean), 1760 nucleotides long. RefSeq names its product DEAD-box ATP-dependent RNA helicase 56. Bases 148 to 1425 code for a protein of 425 amino acids. Lineage: Eukaryota; Viridiplantae; Streptophyta; Magnoliopsida; Fabales; Fabaceae. The record is from RefSeq and is a predicted model, not a curated record. The transcript has 12 exons. Gene Ontology annotation, molecular function: RNA helicase activity; ATP binding; RNA binding.
GGGCGUUUUGGACUAUUCCAGUGUAGCACACGCUAUAUCUUCUCGUCCCUGCUCAACUCGCUGUUACUCUUCCUAAAACCCAGAACCAGAUCUAGGGUUUAUUUUCAAUCUCAUCCUCAACAACUAUUUCCGUUGCGUCUUCGAAGGAUGGGAGAAUUGAAGGACCCCGAGGCUUACGAGGAAGAGCUCCUUGAUUACGAAGAAGAAGAUGAGAAAGCUCCCGAUUCUGCCAAGCCUGCAGAAUCCGGCAAGAAGGGCUAUGUUGGCAUCCAUAGUUCGGGUUUUCGAGACUUCCUGUUGAAGCCAGAGCUUCUGCGAGCCAUUGUAGAUUCAGGAUUUGAGCAUCCUUCAGAAGUGCAACAUGAAUGCAUCCCUCAAGCAAUCUUAGGAAUGGAUGUCAUUUGUCAAGCAAAAUCUGGGAUGGGAAAGACUGCUGUUUUUGUUCUUUCUUCACUUCAGCAAGUUGAUCCUGUUCCUGGUCAAGUUGCAGCUCUUGUUCUUUGCCACACAAGAGAACUGGCUUAUCAGAUUUGCCAUGAAUUUGAGAGAUUCAGCACAUAUCUUCCUGAUAUAAAGGCUGCUGUUUUCUAUGGUGGCGUCAAUAUCAAGGUUCACAAAGAAUUGCUCAAGAAUGAAUGUCCUCAUAUUGUUGUUGGAACACCUGGGAGGAUUCUUGCUCUGGCUAGAGAUAAGGACCUUGGUUUAAAGAACGUGAGGCAUUUCAUACUUGAUGAGUGUGACAAGAUGCUUGAAUCACUUGAUAUGAGAAGAGACGUCCAGGAGAUUUUCAAAUUGACUCCUCAUGAUAAACAAGUGAUGAUGUUUUCAGCCACACUUAGUAAAGAGAUUCGACCUGUUUGCAAGAAAUUUAUGCAAGAUCCUAUGGAAAUCUAUGUGGAUGAUGAGGCCAAGUUGACGCUUCAUGGUCUUGUCCAGCACUACAUAAAAUUGCAAGAGUCAGAGAAGAACCGGAAGUUGAAUGAUCUUCUUGAUGCUCUGGACUUCAACCAAGUAGUUAUUUUUGUCAAGAGUGUUAGCAGAGCAGCAGAGUUGAACAAGUUGCUUGUGGAAUGUAACUUCCCAUCCAUAUGCAUACAUUCUGCAAUGUCACAGGAAGAGAGAUUGAAACGAUACAAAGGCUUCAAGGAAGGGAAGCAAAGGAUUCUCGUGGCAACUGACUUAGUAGGGAGGGGGAUUGACAUAGAACGUGUUAAUAUAGUUAUUAAUUAUGACAUGCCUGAUUCUGCGGAUACUUACUUGCACAGGGUAGGAAGAGCGGGUAGAUUUGGCACGAAGGGGCUUGCUAUUACUUUUGUCUCCUCCACUGCCGACUCUGAAGUUCUUAAUCAGGUGCAAUCUAGGUUUGAAGUUGAUAUUAAGGAGCUUCCUGAACAAAUUGACACUUCGACAUACAUGCCAAAUUGAUGACGUUUUGGACAAUAGGUGAGGUGAAAUUGGAAAGAUCUUUGCCCAUAUUGAGGGAUGGAUUAGGUGGCAUCUCAUAAAUUUGAGUGCUUUGACACAAUAUUUAACGAAAAAUGUUAUAUUGUUUUAAGUUUGAAGAUUGGUCGAUUUGAAUGACUCCAUUUUGAGACCCAGCAUUUGUAUUUUUAGAAAUUCAUCGUAGUCAUUGUAGCCUAUAAAUGUGUUGUUAAUCAUCGAUUUGUUGAAACAUUACCGGCAGUACCGUUAAGUCAUCAUCCAUUAGUUUAACACUGUCAGUUGGUUCAUGUAAUCAAUGCGCGUCGCAUAAUUGUUCU